Hylaeus volcanicus is the source of this 4079-nucleotide messenger RNA. RefSeq names its product J domain-containing protein (gene jdp). The transcript is spliced from 5 exons. Lineage: Eukaryota; Metazoa; Arthropoda; Insecta; Hymenoptera; Colletidae. The record is from RefSeq and is a predicted model, not a curated record. Gene Ontology annotation, cellular component: cytoplasm. Bases 685 to 1209 code for a protein of 174 amino acids.
GACGCAGUUAUUCGUCGACGAUAAUUCCAGCUGAUGCCGUUCCGCGUUGUACAUCUUUUCGAUAAUUAAUCUAUUGCUUAAAAUGUUUGAAAAUUCGAAAAAAUAAGUGUCGUAAACCUAAAUUAGAAGCGUUCGUCUAUUUCAUAAGUGCAUUCGUGUCUGUGAAAUGAAUGUUGAACGUCUUGGAAUGUUAUUACAAGUGCAUUUCAAAGAGAGGACCGGCUGAGAGUGCGCAGGAGCUUCUGGAAUCGACGGAAUCGCGACACGGAGGGGGUUGUUGGCUGAUUUACGCAAGCGCGUGGCAUUUCCCGGGAAUCGGGACUUUCCGGGUCUCCGACACGGUUUUCCCUCGUCCGGCUCACUUCAGCGGGCGACGUGGGACACGGCAACAGGUGACGGGGAGCGACUUUGCGCAAACAUCAUCGAAAGGAUCGCGAGCUGAAAGCUGAUCGCGGAACGGGUGACGCUGACGCUGACGUUGAAGCUGACGCUGACGCUGACGCUGACGCUGGCGCUGACGCGACGGUGACGUGUGCCAAUCUGACAACUACGCGUCAACUCUUGAUAUCACAGCCGAACGAUAUCGUCGAUAUCGGUGAACCGUACCUCCAACGGUAAGCCGGCGAACCAUCAGGGAGGUCAGUCCUCGAGGGAACACCUGGAGAGCGGAAUUAUCGAGGGAAAAUGAGCGUCGAGGACGCCAUCAACUAUAAACCCAGCGAGGAGGAGGAUUACUAUGCCCUCCUCUCGUGCGACGAGUCCGCGACGGUGGAACAAAUUACAGCGGAGUACAAGGUUCUGGCUCUCCAGUGCCACCCCGACAAGAACCAGGGAGACAAGGAAGCCGAGAGGAAGUUUCAGCAACUGAAGCACGCAAAAGAGGUUCUUUGCGAUCCUGAGCGAAGAAGCAACUACGAUAAAUGGAGGCGUAGCGGAAUCGCUAUCAGCUACAAGCAGUGGCUUGGGAUGAAGGAACAUGCUCAGCAAUCGAUGCACUGGAGCAAACCGAAGACAAAGGAUCGCAUGCUGCAGGAUGCGAGCGGAGAGGCUGCAGGUUCUCCGGGGCACACCAAGGUCCAAGCCCCGAACGCGCACAGAAGAGCCUCGGAGGGUGGUGCAAAUAUUUACUACGGUGCACGUCGAGACCUCGGCUGGGAGUCUCAGGCGCCUAGCGAGGUGGCCAACAAGUUCCGCAACUACGAGAUCUAAGUUAGUCGACGGGGGUUCGAGGGGGGGGAUUCUUCGGAAUUGAUGUCAUCAGGACCAACAAUCAUUUACUGCGUGUCAAGUAUAUCGGAUGGAAAAUGAAGGAUAACGCGUAUUAUAAUACCACCAUCUCAACAGGAAUUUAUCGUUCGUCAUUGUCCAACCGAUGCGCGAUCGGAGAAGAACGGAGAAAGCAUCGAACAACGACCUGAAAUUGUCCAACUCUGUUUUCGUUGUUUUACGAGGCUGCGGAGGAGUCGAAGCUGGCCUGAGCGUUUUCGUGCGAACGAAAACUUUGAGAACGAGUCAAAGAGUUGAAAAGGUAUGCUUUAGUCGUCCAACCUGAUUUCGAAAUCCUUUUUUAGCGACGUUUCGACGUACCGCGCGCGGCGAUCGCGAUCGGCUGGAAAACGGGGUCGAAAGACGAGACGUAUUUGCCGCUUUCGAUUUUUAAUUAUUGCCGCGUUGUUGGGUUCCGCGUUCCGCGUCCCGCGUCCCGCGUCGGGACGAAACAGGCACGAGACCUCACGGCAGCGCUCCCAGGAGAAAUUGGAGAUGUCGGGAUGGAAGGUGGUGCGCGAUCGGUUGGACGGUGUUUUGAUGUCGUAUCGAGACAAAUUAAGUAUCCACGAUUCUACCAAGGAAUCGAAACAUAAGAGGAUAACUAGUUGUUUCUAGUCGUACGUUACUCGCGACGGAAUGCUCAAGUGGCUGGGGGAGCGUCAUUUUUUUAACUAUCAACGCGGUUUUACACGAUCGGUAGAUAUUUGAAGCGUCCAACCGUCGGCGUCAGCGUCGCGUCGUUUCGAGGAAAAUCGAUGGAGAGUGGAUAAAUGCCGCGACUAUUCGGCAAACUAUCAAAUUCGUAUUCGAGUGGAAAAUUGAAUAUUCGUUUAAACUCGGCUGGCAUCCCUCUUCGUCAACCUUUUUAAAUACAAUUUUAACGAAUCGAAGGCAUCAUCGAAAUGUACGCAAUUCAAAAUGGAAUCUACCACUUGGGCUGUUCUUUCACCGUCGAGUAGCUAGAAGGAAAAAAAAGUAACUCGUUGUUUCUACAUCGAGUGCUUCUCAGUGGAAUGUUUAAACAGUUUAUGUUUCGACCGGGAUGCUUAUCGAAAACUCGUUCCAAAGGUCUGUUUCAAGCGUCGAGAGCAAACUUGAUUUUCGUCGACGAGAUCGUUCGCGUUCGAGGGAAGCGAGAUAAACUGUUUAAAGUUUAAACAAUCGGCAUUGUUUCCACUGUAGAGCAAAUCGAUGACGCCGCACUUGUACCUGUGUCAAACGCAAAAUGUAUAUCGUUCUUUCUCGACGAUAUUUGAAUGUUCGGAAAGUCGAAAAUACUACCCCAUAGAUUUUGCAUCGUCCUCAUCUGUACUUGUACCGUUCCUUUCUGUACUUUCCUACGCUGAACGAGCAAUGUAAUCGAUCCUGAUUUGGCUAAACAAAUGUAUCCCCUUUACGUUUAUUACCAACUUAGGUAAUUUACGUAACUUUCGCCACAGCAAAUUUGAUCAUUCAAUGGCAGAUAUGUAUAUUUAUCGUUGCACGUUUCUGUUUCCCCAUAGAAGAUCGGAAUAACAUAGCGAGGAUCGUUGAACAAUUUUUUAACGUAAUCGAUAUACAUAUAUCCUUUGGUAAGUUGAGUUUGGCGUAAUUAAGACAGCCAGCCGUAGCAGCCGACGAUUGAUAUCCCAAAAUAGCCAAGUCGACUCUCGUGUGUAUCGAUGUGACCUUUCGACAUUAAUUUUAAGGCUCGGAGGCGCGGCUUAACCGGAUAAGUCUCGUUUCCAGCGAACUGUUAAUCCUUCGCGUCCGAAUGAUAUUCUCGAGAGCGAAUUUCUCGCUUGAAAAAUGUUCAUCUUAGCAAAGGUUGCGCGUUGCGCGUUGCGCGAUACUCUCGACGAAAAUCCCAACUUGGACAUCGAUUUCUUGUUCAAAUCGAAAACGAAGAACCAAGCGCAACCGACGAGCACGAUGCAUAUCGAUAGCAACAAGGUACAAGGUUUUCGCAAUAAAAUUCGGAAUCCUAGCAAUAUUCCGUCGUCGAAUGUGCUCGAAGGUACUCGAGCUCGGAAAAUUCUAUUCGAUUUCGGAAUUUUAAUCGCAAUCAAAUGAAAUCGAUAGCUCGUCCGAGUUCAAAUUAAAAAGGGUUGGCUCCAUUCUCGACUUGAUGUUUCGGCGCGCCAGGUUUGGAAAAGAAACUCCACGAUAUUGCCAACAUUUUCGAUAUUGUAUCGACAAAAUGAAAUAAAUUUGAACGGCUUGACUUUCUUUUCGCUAAUUAGUUACGGCUUACGGCACUUGAGAGUACAAAGGGAGACAAAUUGCCGAGUCAAGGGAACAAAGUAGACGAAAUUUGAGAAUCGUAAAGCGUCGCUGCAAGUUGAGAAUGAGCCUAAAGAAUCUCGAGGCACCACUCGCGUGCAUCUGUCCUCCGUGGACAAAAUUUGUCAACUACACCUGUGUGUCCUACAUCUAUAUUUUUCUAGACGCGAUUUCUGUCUCGCGAAACAUUCUAUCUACUAUCCAUUUAUUAUUUCCGCGCGAUCGACCUAUCGACCUAUCGACCUAUCGAUAUCGUGCAAUCGAGGGAGGGACAAGAAAAAACAUGUUCAAUUCUCGCAAAACGAUUCUCUUUAAGAAGAGCUAGUGUGAGCAAAAAAAUCGGUAAACGAAAAUUUCGUCUCUCUCUCUCUCUCUCUCUCUCUCUCUCUCUCUCUCUCUCUCUCUCUCGAAACGUGUGAAUCUCUGUUACGUAUGUAUAAAUAUAUAAAUAUAUGAUGUAUAAAAUGUAUAUUCGUCACGCGCUGGACGACGCGACGAUAUGUAUUCGUACCAUUAAAGGUUCAAUAAAUGUGUUUAAUUAAGAAGAA